CGCAGCAGCGACAGGAGGAAAGAGAGAGAGAGACAGAGAGAGAGAAAGAGAAAGAGAGUUUCACCUCCAACAUGGACUGAGACCUGAGAACCGCUCCUAGAUCAGCUGGGACUUCACCUCUGUCACAUCUCCGAAUGACUCGUGGUGAGGUUCACGCAAAUUAAAAUCGGACUGUGAAGUCCAGUUUCUGCCCUCGUCUUCUCCCUUAUGCAAUGACGAAGAAUGACACGUGGCCAGGCGGCGUUGCCAUGGAAUCGUUGAGCAAUAUGGACAGUGCUGGGAGCUGCGAGAGUGUAAUCAGCAUGAACUCUGGCUAUAGUGAAGACAGCAUGGAGCACUUAUCUGCAGAGGAGAGAGCGUGUCUCAUGUAUCUGGAGCAAACCAUCGAGGCACUGGAGGUGCAGGAGGACAGCGGCUUCUCCAACGAUGAACCAGAUGCUGGGUUUCAGGCAGACAGAAUAGGACAGACCAACGUAAAUGACAUUUCCAGUAUCAGACAUUUUCCAGAUCAUGAACCACCGUCGCAUCCUGUUUCAGCAGCGCUCCCAUCAUCGCUGAACCUCAUGACUCCACCCACUGGGUCUCAAAUCCCCCCAUCAGAUCCUCAGUCUGAGGCUCUGUGCGUUACCACAGAUGGAAAUGGUAAUCCCAAGAUUGUCACCAGUUCAGAGCUUCUCCAAGGUCAGUCCAAUGGGGCCUCUGCAAAAGAUCUGGUUCUGAUCCCACCUCCCUCAGACUUCAUGGACAGACCACGCCCUCAUGUGCACCUGGACAAAGCCAGGGACCUUGCUCCGUCUGCAAGGACGUCCAGUAACAAGCCGCGAGGAAAUAUCGACUUAGAACAACUACGUCAGAGAGCAACUGCGAAGAGAACGUCAGGAAGCUUCUCUAUGACCCAGGAAAGUCCAGACAUGCCCCAACCUGAAGGGUAUCCCGGUCUGAGUCCACCAGACGUCACCUCCAGUCCCCAGAUGAGUCCUCAUCCCGAUGCUGCUGGUCCUCAGAUGAGUCCUCCUCCUGAUGCUGCUGGUCCCCACAUGAGUUCUCCUCCCGAUGCUGCUGGUCCCCACAUGAGUUCUCCUCCCAAUCCUGCUGGUCCCCACAUGAUUCCUCCUCCUGAUGCUGCUGGUCCCCACAUGAGUCCUCAUCCCGAUGCUGCUGGUCCCCACAUGAGUUCUCCUCCCGAUGCUGCUGGUGCCCACAUGAGUUCUCCUCCCGAUGCUGCUGGUCCCCACAUGAGUCCUCCUCAUGAUGCUGUUGGUCCCCACUUGAGUCCUCUUCCCGAUGCUGUUGAGCCCAAAAGUCCACCUGCUGUGGCCCCUAAGCCCAAGAAGCUUCCUCCCAACAUUAUUCUGAAGUCACACAAGGCGUCAGCGUCUGAUGGCAACUCAGGGCAUUACGUGGCCUCCAGCAGUGACCGGGUGUUGGACCCAGUCCGCUUUGAGGCUCUCCGAAAGCUCGGCCUGCUAAAAGGUGACGAGGCGGAUCCAGGUCCUACCCUGAGCCCCAGACUGUCUCCCAAAAGUAGAAGCUCCUGGGGAGGUCCUCCUUCUCCACACAAACAGCACUUCACACCAUCUAACACCUAUGUCCACAGCUCACCUCCAGUCUCCGUCCCCCUAGUGUCUCCAGCUGCUGUGCCACCAUCAGUUCAGGUUCCAGAUAUUCUCCCCGCACCUGAUGCUUUCUGUGACUCCCUCGGACCUCUGACGUCAGAUAAUGGACCGUCUGCUGCCGUCGGUGUUUCCGAGGCUGAUGUUCACGCACAGGAGAAAACGCCUCCUCCAACCCCACUUAAAUUAACCCCACCCAGGAUCGUAGGUGUCAAAUCGGCCACCCUGGAGCGCUCCGGCCUGGGUCUAAGCAGCUCUUUUAAAAGUGAAGGCUCCAGCGAGGAUGGCGAUCUGAGCCCCAGGCAGCUGCGUAACAGUCGGCCCCGCCCAGCGUCCCUGGGGAGCGGGAAGGAGUUUUCAAGCACUCAGGGAGAGGUGGUCACCCAUCAAGAGCCCGAAUACCGGAGGUCCCUGCAGGUCCCUCGGAGGUCCCUGCCGGCCCCCACCACCUAUCAGCACUCCAGAGACUCUCACAAGCUGCCUCGAUCCCAAGGCAUCAGCGUGCUGAUCUGCCCCCGCUCAGAAAAUGAAGAGGACCGCCGCCAGGCCCUGAAGAAGCUGGGGCUCCUCAGGGACUGAUGCCUCGUACACGUCGUCUACUCGUCUCCCUGCAGACUCUCUUUCAUACACGUGACGAAGGCAUCGCAAACCUCUCGGGAAGCAGCUCUACUACAUAUUUAUGCUUGAACCUUGACCUGAAUACUGUCAUUCACACUUCUUACGUCCACUUGUUACUGAUAUUGUACAGUGUUUUUAUUUCUCCUUCAUCUGGCAAGAACUGUUUGGAUCUUCCUGACUCUCUCCCUGUCUCUGUGGUGUUUCUUGUAAAUUAAAUGCUGUUACUGUCAAAGAGGCAAUAAUAAGUUGUAAUUUUAAUUUUGUCUCGUGUUCUGCAGGUAUGAAUCGUCUACAUCACUGUCUGGUUUCACAGGCUCUUCACUGGCACCAGUGUGAGGCUGGUUCCCAUCGAACUUCUGCUUUUCACAAACUUUAAAGGUCACUUGGGUUUAUACUUACUACCCAAACUUCUCUGGAAGGUUUAGUCUGGUUUUGUUUCAACGAGCACUGGGCUAAUAUUCAAGUUUAAUUAUGAUUGAAUCAAACCUAUUUAUUAUGUGUAGUUUGGUUUAUAAAUGAAGGAUUUUGAUGUUGAAUGGAUUUGAAUGCAAACAGUACAUUGUGCUUUUCUAGGUUAUAGUUCACUGAGACUCAAUGCAAAUAGCCCCAGGCCGCCCAGUGAUAAGAAUCCGAGACACGAGGAUUUCCAAACACCGGAGCAGUGUCAGUGUGCAUCUGACGUACAUGAGCUGAUUGAACUAGUGUUAUUUUGUGCCUUGUAAGAUCAAAUUUCUCGACCACACUCUGUCCUGCGUUACUCACAAGUGACAAAUGUGACCACGUGACGGCCUCGCGUCAAAUCACACACAGAGGAGCCUGUUUUCUGGCUCAGCUUCAGCACCUUUAUCUGAUGUGAUGGUGAGAGGACUGGUGCGACCUGUUUCUCUCAGCUCCUGCCUCAGCCAUUGUGCAACACCUCCGCUGCUCCUGCUGGCACAUUUAUGAGCCGCCGGGCCGCCUGUCUGGAAAAAAGCUUUUUAUCACUGUUGCAGGCUUUUAGAGACAAAUAGAUUUGCUCUUACCUGUAAUUUGUUUUCUUGAUCACACCCAACAUUUCCUCUCUGCGUGUGUUUCCAUCUAUAAAGAGAAUAUUUCCAUUCUA
Molecule: messenger RNA, 3333 nt
Organism: Hippoglossus stenolepis (Pacific halibut)
Lineage: Eukaryota; Metazoa; Chordata; Actinopteri; Pleuronectiformes; Pleuronectidae
Product: specifically androgen-regulated gene protein
Exons: 4
Coding region: 213-2192 (659 amino acids)
Source: RefSeq, a predicted model, not a curated record